Messenger RNA from Colletotrichum orchidophilum, 1587 nucleotides. RefSeq lists its product as uncharacterized. Gene Ontology annotation, cellular component: Golgi apparatus. NCBI's taxonomy places the organism in Eukaryota, Fungi, Ascomycota, Sordariomycetes, Glomerellales, Glomerellaceae. Gene Ontology annotation, molecular function: alpha-1,3-mannosyltransferase activity. Bases 1 to 1587 code for a protein of 528 amino acids. The record is from RefSeq and is a predicted model, not a curated record. The transcript has a single exon. Gene Ontology annotation, biological process: protein O-linked glycosylation.
AUGGUUCGUCUCCUGGUUUCACCGCGAUACGGCGGUCAGUUGACGCCAAUCAUCGCCGCCGCUGCCUUUGUCACCCUCUGCGUCGUCUACCUGCUCCGGUUCCACGGCACGAUAACCCCCUUCGCCUCGACCGGCUUCAGCUUCCGAACCUCAAAGACGUCCGGCCUCAACCUCGACGCCAUCAACGCGACGGCACAGUACUUUGUCGAGUACCCCCUCGGCCCGCCGUACAAGAAGGUGUUUGGAGAGCUCGGCGAGCGGACAAAGGUGCUGCGCUCAUGGAUCGAGGCACUCGAGGAAAAGGACGGUGGCCGCGCCGACGGCCUGCGAGUGGUGGGGGCCGAGAGGGAAUUCCUCGAAGCCCAGGUCGAGCGCGUCGCCGCAUCCCUGUUCCCCUACCUGCAAUCUCCGCCGAGGGACAUCCACAGCCAGUCACCUCUGGCCGAUCUCAGGCGAAGCUUCAUGGGCGCUGCUAAACAUGCCCCCGCGCGGCCCCCGGCCCAGCAAUCGCACGUGGGCGGCACCGCCUCUGGCAACGAGAAACCAGAGUACGUGCCGAGAAAUGCCGGCAUCGUCAUCCCGACGGGCCACGGCACGCUGCGGUUCGCGUGCCACUUGGUGGCGUCCCUGACGCGCGUUCACCAGACGACGCUUCCGAUACAGAUUGUGUACGCUGGUGACGAGGACCUAUCCGAGGACGACCGCGACACGCUCGUCCAAGCUGCCGAGGGCGAUGACGACCGCCUUGAAUUUUUGGACAUUUUGACCGUCUUCAACGACACGACGUUGAGGCUGGCAGAGGGCGGAUGGGCAAUCAAGCCCUUUGCCGCGCUCGGCAGCCGGUUCGAGGAAGUCAUCCUCCUGGACGCGGACGUUGUCUUCCUGCAGCGCCCGGAGCAGCUUUUCCAACAGCGAACGUACCAAGAAGAGGGCGCGCUCCUCUUCCACGACCGACUGCUCUGGAAAGACCAGUUCCCCGAGCGGCACGAGUGGUUCCACGAGACGUUCAAGCACCCGAGCAAGGAGCUGCAAAAGUCGCUCGUGUGGACGGAGAGGUACGCCGAGGAGGGCGACUCGGGCAUCGUGGUGCUCAACAAGGGCCGGCUGAACGUGCUCACGGGCCUGCUGCACACGGCGUGGCAGAACACAUACGCCGUGCGCAACGCGUGGACGUACAGGAUCACGUACGGGGACAAAGAGACGUACUGGAUCGGCCUCGAGGCCACGGGGUCGACGUACAGCUUCUCGCGGCACUACGGCGGCAUGGUGGGCUGGCGGAAGCCGUUCAGCGGGGUGCAGACGGACAUGACGCAGGUCUGCAGCUUCGUCAUUGCCCACGUGGACGAGGUGGAUAGCUUGUUGUGGUACAACGGCGGGCUGUUGAAGAACAAGAUGGACGACCCGAGCGAGUUUGAGGUGCCGACGCACUGGAUGAUUGACCAGCAAUGGGUCAAGGGGGCGAGGAAGAAGGACAUGAGUUGCAUGGUUGGCAUGAACGCGCGGGAACUCAGCGGGCCGGAGACCAGUGUGUUGAAGAGGAGUAUUGAGGCUGCAAAGGAUGUUGAUGAUCGACUUGGAUUAGUAUAG